This is a messenger RNA of Durusdinium trenchii, 1590 nucleotides long. NCBI's taxonomy places the organism in Eukaryota, Dinophyceae, Suessiales, Symbiodiniaceae. The record is from the annotation of a GenBank genome assembly.
AUGACGCCAAGGCUUUGCAAGUCCUUGGCGCAAGAGCUGCCGAGCGCAGCGCCGAAGCGCUGCCGCGAGGCUUUGGAAGAGCUCUUGGAGAAAGCACAGGAGCGGAAGAAGGACUUGGCUCCUGAUCUUUGCAAGGCCUUGAUCACCUUCGUCGCCAGUAUGGCCGCGCCGCGCGUACCCAUGUGCAUGUCCUUGCAGUUCCUUUGCCUGGAGCUCUUGGGCCGUGCAGGCUCUUCCGUCCGAGCCUAUGAGGAUGAUGCUAGUAAGGCGGACGUGCAAGCCUUUUUCUUCAAGCUCAUGAAGAAAGAAGCAAAGACGCAGCCAUGCUUCAAGCCUCGGAUCAUGGUGCUCAUGCUGCAGUACUUGUUGCGGUGGCUCCACUCCAGCAACGCACAGAAGUGCCUCUCGAAGGAGGGAGCCUUCAAGGCGGAGGUCGUGACCUCGUUGUUGGACGCCUGGUGCUCCGAGAUGGCACGCUGCAUCCGAUGGCCUGGACGAUGGCAGCUCAAGGCGACGCGGAGCUUGCAGAAGGUGAUGGGGGCCAUGCCAGAGGUCAUAUUGCCUUGGGCCUUGGCUUUUCUGAAAAAAUCUGAGGAUCCCCCAGCCUUGCUCGUGGCCGCCCUGACGCGAACGCCCAAUGUGGAGCGCAGCACGCUGCUCGAGCUCUACUCGAAACAUGUCUUAGAGGCGAAGAAGGUCCUCACAGACUUCACGCUCCACGCGUGGUCGCCCGUGGCGGCCGCCAGUAGCAGCGAAGAGUUGGCGCAGCAGCUGCUGCCCUUGGCGCUGCGGAUGAUGAAGCGACAGCCAGCUCCCAGCGCCGUCUCUUUUCCAUCGAUGGUCGGCAGCCUUCGCCUGGACCUCUCCAACCAUGCGAAGGAGCUACUGGAGACGGCACCUGAACGGCUCAAGGACAAGGAUCGUCGCUGGCUGGGCCGUGAACUCGUGAAAGACGUGGCCGUGAACUCCUCGGCCGAAGCGCUGCUCGCCGUGGCCGAGUCCUGGGCGGAGCUGGUCAAAAAGGCUGGCAAGGUGGAUGAGAAGCAGGCAGCCUUACAGGCCUUAGCGGAGCGGCACGGCGGAGCGGUCGGUUCGGGGCCCGAUCGAUUCGCCUUCGGCGCCCAGGAUCCAAAGGGGCCCCUGGCCAAAGUCGCUGCUGAAGAUGCCAAUGAAGAGACGCGUUACUUGGGCUACCGUGCCCUAGGGGCCCUGGCCCUGCGCUUGCCGAGCAACCUGCAGGAUCAGGUGGUGGCUGAACUGCUGAAGCCGCUCUCGGACAAAAAGGCCCCGGACCGCGCGCGCCUGGCGGCGCUGGCAGUGCUGGCGCAGCUGGCGGAAGCGCGCGAAGGCACCUCCUGCGCUUGGGCCGGCAGCUUCGUGGACAAGGCUCUACCUUUGCUCACCUUGGCCGCCACCAAGCCCGUCCAGCGCCUGUCCAGCCUCUUGGGCUUCGCGGUGUGUGGGUCCCUCGCGAAGGCCGAUGGGGAGGUCUUGAGCUCCAAGAUGAAGAAGGAACAGUUGAGUCUGCUGAAGGAGAUGCGACGUGGGGCACGGGCUGGGGUGUACCACACGAGACUUUUGAUCCGUUAA